UCACACACAAUUUUUUCUUAGACUUUUUCCAAGAUCGAUUAAUUUACUCUCCACCUAUUCGCUGCAAAAGUCAAACCCAAAAUGUCGCGCAAAACCUUCGGCGAAAUGAAAAAAAGUCACAUAUCGCGCGUCACCUACAACUUCGCGCUGAGCAAAGAAAUCGAAAAUGCGAUGAUUUGGCGCCAAUCUUUGGAACUGAGGGAUAUUGUACGUGGUAAAAGUAUAGAUGUCACACCCAAACUCAUCGAUACCGACACGAGAUCAACGCUCCGUUUUCGCAAUAUAGCCACCUACGCCGAAGAUCUUAUAAAACAAAUGACCAAAAGUUCCAGCGUACAAAGUUUCAACAGUCGCAGAAUAAGCAUAAGUUCAGUGAAAGCCAAGUCCAGUACACGCUUGGGACUGAAGCUUUCACUGGAUGAAAUCAUACAAGCAAUUGGAUCGACCGGUUCACUCCACGAAAAUCAUCACUAUUACCAUGAAAUUACAUACGCCAAGCGAGAACCUUUACCUUUUAUAAAAGUAGUUUUGCGCAAGUCGCCCGAAUUCGUGUUAUACCAUCAAAACAGUUUUACCGUACCGAAAGGCAGUGCAGAAGCCGAGGCUGUUGAACAUGACAAUCAUAUUUACGAUUACCUAACAACCGGUAAGGGCAAGGUACGUCGGCGUUCCGAUGCCGAAACGCAGACGGUCGGUGUGCUAAUGAAGCCGCGCACUGUCAGUACAAUCUCAAAGAAAUUCGGUGAAAGGGCGGCCUACGUAUCAUUUUUCGAAAUGUUCGACACCUACCAACAAUUACUCCAAACAUCGACGGUGCUCAAUGAACGGCACUCCCUAAGUACGGGCGUUUUAGAUUUAAUUGCAAAAAAUCCACAAUUCUCCUAUGCGGCCAUGGUGUUGGAACGCAUACUGGCUAGCAAUUGCUAUCAUCAGGGACAGCGCCGUUAUCGCAACAUGAAUAUACCCACUAAAAUGGACAAAUAUGCCGAGUAUAAAUAUUCGCUGAAUCUGCUCUAUCGUCUGAUACAGCCCAAGUUUCAAGGUGGCCUGGAUAAGCGACGCAAAGCUAUUGCUGCUCUAAGCUUUUGUCAUGGCAAUGGUGAUCUAAUAGCCGUCGCAUAUGGUUUCUAUUCGGAUGCCGCGAAAGUGACCGUGCCGAAUGGUAAUGUCUGCGUUUGGAGUAUGAAGAAUCCACAAAACCCGGAACGCCAAUACAGCUAUCCAGUGCCAGUAUCAGCAGUUGAGUUCUCACCAUUUUUACCUUUUCUCCUUGCCAUUGGCCUAUACGAUGGCACAGUGCAAGUGCGAAACAUAACAAAACCGGACUAUCCGCCGGUUGCGAUUUCGCAGCGUAGCGUUUUAUUGAGCUGUGAACCGGUAACCGCUAUACAAUGGAUUCGCCAAACACAAGAGAAUGCCGCCGAAGCAGAUCCAUUUUUAGCGCUAACUCGUGAUGGCAAAGUAGCGAAAUUUCGCAUUAUAGCGAGCCCAUAUCUGUUGGGUAUGCGUCAGAUGGAGCUACUGCGCAUCGAAGGCAAUCCUGAGGGUUUUCAAUCCAAAAAUAUUUUAAUGAACGAAGAAAAAUCGCUCGAUUCGGGGCGCAGCGCUAGCGGUUUGCAUCUGGUUAUGCAUCCGGUGCAAAGCGAUAUCUAUUACAUACUCACCGACGAGGGUUGCAUACAGAAGUGCUCGUUGAAUCAUACACAUCAUUAUUUGGAGAUGUUGAAGGUUCAUGAGGGCUCCGUUAAUCAUAUGGAUUUCUCACCUUGGUCACCGAAACUGUUUCUAACCUGUGGCAAUGAUUGGACCAUUCGUAUUUGGCUGGAGGGUAUUUUUCAGCCUCUAAUAACCCUUUGCGGCCGCUAUAUGCCAGUUCAUUGUGCUAUGUGGAGUCGCACUCAUUCAACGGUAAUUAUUGCUGUCAAUCGGGAAACUAUUGACAUGUGGGAUUUACGACGAAAUUUAUUGGACCCUAUAUCAACCACAAAUAUUGACUCUUCAUUUCAUACUUUAGCAAAAUUGAGCUUAUGCGGCCGUUCGCUCGCUCUCGGCAAUGAACGUGGCAACGUGCUGAUGUGCAGCUUCGAACAUAUGCCCUUUCAAUCCCACAAUCAAUACGCUGAGUUGGAGAAAGCGAUCUACAAUGCCAUUAAAUUAUCACCGACUCUAAUGCAAGAUCUCAAGAAUAUUGGUUACUUUGGCUACAAAGUAGAGAAUCAUCAUUCCAAGUCAGUGUACUGGAAAUAUAAAUGAGCUAAACUUAAACUCAUAUUUUUACUAAUAUUAUUAUCACAUAAUAAUUGGGCUUUGUACUUGUAACUCGAUAUUGGAGACAUGAAAUAUAAUGUUAAUAUAAUUUUAA
Molecule: messenger RNA, 2362 nt
Organism: Bactrocera latifrons
Lineage: Eukaryota; Metazoa; Arthropoda; Insecta; Diptera; Tephritidae
Product: WD repeat-containing protein 78-like
Exons: 4
Coding region: 82-2253 (723 amino acids)
Biological process (GO): cilium movement
Cellular component (GO): axonemal dynein complex
Molecular function (GO): dynein heavy chain binding; dynein light chain binding
Source: RefSeq, a predicted model, not a curated record